Messenger RNA from Lepisosteus oculatus (spotted gar), 4581 nucleotides. The record is from RefSeq and is a predicted model, not a curated record. Lineage: Eukaryota; Metazoa; Chordata; Actinopteri; Semionotiformes; Lepisosteidae.
UAACCUCUGUCUCUCUCAGGGUCGCCAUGUGAAGACAGGCCAGCUGGCUGCUAUCAAGGUGAUGGACGUGACGGAGGAGGAAGAGGAGGAGAUCAAGCAGGAGAUCAACAUGCUGAAGAAAUACAGUCAUCACCGCAACAUCGCCACCUACUACGGCGCCUUUGUCAAGAAGAGCCCCCCUGGUCACGAUGACCAGCUCUGGCUGGUGAUGGAGUUCUGUGGCGCCGGCUCGGUCACAGACCUGGUCAAGAACACCAAGGGCAACUCCCUGAAGGAGGACUGGAUCGCCUACAUCUGCCGCGAGAUCCUGCGGGGCCUGUCUCACCUCCACGCCCACAAGGUCAUCCACAGGGACAUCAAGGGCCAGAAUGUCCUGCUGACCGAGAAUGCUGAGGUCAAGUUGGUGGAUUUCGGCGUGAGCGCGCAGCUGGACCGGACUGUGGGCCGGCGGAACACCUUCAUCGGCACACCUUACUGGAUGGCUCCGGAGGUCAUCGCCUGUGACGAAAACCCAGACUCCACGUAUGACUACAGGAGUGACAUCUGGUCUUUGGGAAUCACGGCGAUAGAAAUGGCGGAGGGAGCCCCACGUGAGUACUCACAGACUGCCCACAGAGAUGACCGAUUUGGCUUUUUCUUCCACUGGAGCACAGACUGUCUGAACUCCAUCCUGAACGUGCCGGGUGAGUCGACGCUGCGCCGUGACUUCCUGCGGCUGCAGCAGGAGAACAAGGAGCGCUCCGAGGCCCUGAAGAGGCAGCAGGCCCAGCUGGCCGCCCAGCGCCGCGACCCCGAGGAGCACAAGCGCCAGCUGCUGCACGACCGGCAGAAACGGAUCGAGGAGCAGAAGGAGCAGAGGCGCCGGCUGGAGGAGCAACAGAGGAAGGAGCGGGAGCUGGUGAAGCAGCAGGAGAAGGGGCCGCACCGCCGGCUGGAGGAACUGAGGAGGGAAGAGGACCGCAGGAUGGCGGAGAGAGAGCAGGAAUUCAUAAGGCAUAAGUUAGAGGAGGAGCAGCGACAAUUAGAAAUACUCCAGCAGCAGCUACUGCAGGAACAGGCUCUGCUCAUGGAGUACAAGCGCAAGCAGCUGGAGGAGCAGCGGCAGUCGGAGAGGCUGCAGAGGCAGCUGCAGCAGGAGCACGCCUACCUGGUCUCUCUGCAGCAACAGCAGCAGCAACAGCAGCAGCAGCAGCAGCAGCAGCAGGACAAGAAGCCCCAGCUGUACCACUACAGCAAGGGCCUGGAGCCCAACAACAAGCCUGCCUGGGCCCGAGAGGUGGAGGAGCGCUCAAAGCUGAACCGGCAGAACUCACCCAAGAUGGGCACCACUGUCUCUGACACAGCCCUCCAGUCGCGCUCCGAGUCCAUCAGCCAAUCAGGAGCCUCCCAGGCAGCGCAGACCCCGCCCAUGCAGAGGCCCGUCGAGCCGCAGGGCAGCCAGAGCAAGUUCCAGAUGGCUCACCUGGUCCCGCUGAAACCCUAUGCGGCCCCUGUCCCUCGCUCCCAGUCUCUCUGUGACCAGCCCACUAAGACCAUGUCUGCCUUCCCCACCCAGGACCCCUCCCCUGGCCCAUCCCCCAGCCCCGCCCCCCGUGCUCUCCCCUGCAGGGAAUUGGUGCGCCAGAAUUCAGACCCCACCUCCGAGAGCCCCGCCCCCCAGCCCAGACCAAUCAGAGAUGACAGAGGACCCUGGAUCCGCAUGCAGGAGGCGGAGCAGCCUCCCAAGGUGCCCCAGAGAACCACCUCUAUUGCAGCGGCCCUCAACACCAACCUGUCCUCUGGAAUCCGACACCCUGUCCGGGCCAGCAAUCCUGACCUGCGGAGGAAUGAUGGCUGGGACCGUGGGGACAGCGUGAGCUCCGUCUCCAACCUCCCUCAGACAGGCUCUCUGGAGCGGCACCGGAUCAUGGGUCCCUCCAAGAUUGACGCCUCUCCCAUCCUGUCCCAGGACAACCGACACAAGCCAGGGGAGUCGCGGACUGCCUCCCGGCCCAGUCGUCCUGCGAGCUAUAAAAGAGCAAUAGGAGAGGACCACGGCCUGUUCUCCAAGGAGCGUCCUGAGGAGCCCCCACGUCCCCCCGCCAAGGCCAUGGACUACUCCUCUUCUAGCGAGGACAGCGACAGCGUGGUGAAGGCUGUGGUGCGCAGCGUGGUGAAGGCUGUGGUGCGCAGCGUGGUGAAGGCUGUGGUGCGCAGCGUGGUGAAGGCUGUGGUGUUGUGUGUUGUACAGACCCCUGAGGAGAAGCGCAAUCACAAUGGCUACACCAACCUCCCAGAUGUUGUGCAGCCUUCCCACUCCCCCACUGACCCCACCAGUCAGGGCUCUUCUCCCGGCAAGGACAGCGCUUACGAUUAUCAGUCCCGUGGAUUGGUUAAGGCCCCAGGAAAGGCCUCCUUCACGACCUUUGUUAACCUUGGGAUGUACCAACCACAGGGGGGGCCAGGAGAAUCCAUCUCUGUGGCAGGCUUUGUGGGCAGCGAGAGCUCCCGGUUCGAGCAGUUGAAGCUGGAGGUCAGGAAGGGGUCGGUGGUAAACGUGAACCCCGCCAACACGCGUCCCCACAGCGACACCCCCGAGAUCCGCAAGUACAAGAAGAGGUUCAACUCCGAGAUCCUGUGUGCUGCUCUGUGGGGGGUCAAUCUGCUGGUGGGCACGGAGAACGGGCUGAAGCUGCUGGACCGCAGCGGCCAGGGGAAGGUCUACGGCCUCAUCAACAGUCGCCGCUUCCAGCAGAUGGACGUCCUGGAGGGGCUGAACCUGCUCAUCACCAUCUCCGGAAAGAAGAACAAGCUGAGGGUCUACUAUCUCUCCUGGCUGCGCAACAAGAUCCUGCACAACGACCCAGAGGUGGAGAAGAAGCAGGGCUGGACCACAGUGGGAGUAAAAUAUGAGAGGAUCAAGUUCCUGGUGAUUGCUCUGAAGAACUCAGUAGAGGUAUAUGCCUGGGCACCCAAACCCUAUCACAAGUUCAUGGCUUUCAAGCUCUCUCAGAUCCAGAGCCAGGUGACUCCUCAUGCCAUAGUGUUCCUACCCAGCUCAGAGGGCAUGGAGAUGCUGCUGUGCUAUGAGGACGAGGGUGUCUACGUCAACACUUAUGGCCGCAUCAUCAAGGAUGUGGUGCUUCAGUGGGGGGAAAUGCCCACCUCUGUUGCCUAUAUCUGCUCCAAUCAGAUCAUGGGCUGGGGCGAGAAGGCCAUUGAGAUCCGCUCGGUGGAGACCGGCCACCUGGACGGAGUCUUCAUGCACAAGAGAGCCCAAAGACUCAAGUUCCUGUGUGAGAGGAAUGACAAGGUGUUCUUUGCCUCAGUGCGCUCUGGAGGCAGCAGCCAGGUUUACUUCAUGACCCUGAACAGGAACUGCAUCAUGAACUGGUGAACGGACACGGCCGUCUGUCCCUGUCUGUCUGCCUGCCUGCCUGACGGCCUGCCAGCAGGGUCCCGUACAGACUCUGGCUCAGACAUGGAGGCAGGGAUGGGGUUUGGGUGACGGGGGGGAUGGGGGGUGUUCAAGAUUUCUCUUUGUGUGUCCUACGGGGGGGAUCCCCAAUUUGUUUGUAAAAUAGUGAGAGUGUGAGGGGGACGCAGGCAGUUGAGAGCACCAAGAGCUGCAGACAGACUGGAUAAUUCUGGACUUUCAUUCCUGAACUAUACAACAGAUUUGCUAAUUGUUGUCUUAAUUGGACGAUCGACACAAAGAGUUGACAUCCUGUAAAAACUGACACAAUUAAUUGAUUAAUUGUAUCGAUGGAAGACCCAGGACAGGCUGUCAGAAUGCAGCAUAGGAUGUCCCGGUGAGUGAAACUGUUGUGUCUCAGAGCUCAGGAAGGAGAGGGCAGGUCCAGCUGUUCUCUCUGUCGCCCCCCUGUGGUAAGGAGUGUACCUGCGCUGCUGUAAAUAACUGGCUGAGGAGGUGUGCCGUCUCUCGGUCUCUUGCUUGACCGGCUGGUCAGUAUUUUUUUCUUUUUUUGUAGGGAGAUAAGUGGGUUGAGGAGCAGUAAUAACCAUUAAGGGUGGUUCAGUCCAAAACCGAAAGCGAUUCCAGUUUGCUUCAUUCCCAAUUCAUAGAGUAACAUUUAAACAUAUUGAGUCAAAGCUGUAUUUUUUGUAUUUAAACUAUCUUUACUUAGAUGUGGUUUCAUUUUGCUCUGCCUUCUCCUGUUGCAAUUGCUCCCUAACUAUCUCUCGCUCUGCCCCCGAAUAUAUUUUUACAUUUUGCUUUUUUCUUCCUGAAGGAAUUUGAAUGCGGUGUCGGCUGUUAUUUUUUUAUCUGAUUUUCAGGCGGUUCGGUCUGCUUGCUGUUAUUAAUAUUGCUGUCAGCUGGGGUUUCUGUUUUUGCUUGGUGUUGAUUUCCAGUUUUUGGGGUGGCUGUCUGCUCUGUUGGAGGAGGGGGGAUGGAAGAGGAGAGGGACCCCACUCUUCCAGGUGUUCCUGUGUCUCUUCCUCCCAACACUUUCUUUCUCUGUCCUGUACUUCCUUCUCUGUCCCUCCCCCAUCGUGUCACUUUUCUCUCUUCCCCCUCUGCCUGUCUGCACUGCUCUCUGCCUGUCUCCUUCUCCCUCUGUUUCUCUCUCUGUCAGCACU